Molecule: messenger RNA, 456 nt
Organism: Candida tropicalis MYA-3404
Lineage: Eukaryota; Fungi; Ascomycota; Pichiomycetes; Serinales; Debaryomycetaceae
Exons: 1
Coding region: 1-456 (151 amino acids)
Biological process (GO): mitochondrial electron transport, NADH to ubiquinone
Source: RefSeq, a predicted model, not a curated record
AUGUUGAGAAUAACUAGACUUUCAGCUAGACCACUUUCAUUUUUGCGUUUGAAUUCAACUUUAGCUAGACCAGAAGCUUCACAAUUAAAUGUCAAAGAUUUGAAAAAUAAUGAAUAUGUUCAACAAGCACCAAACAGAAACGUAACAUGGUCUCCAUCUCAAGAAGAAAGAAUAGAAGUUGUCAAUAAAUUUCCACAUAGAUUUGUUCAAAGAGAUUUGGAACAACAACCAAGACCAUAUGCUGCUAUAGAUUUAAUUGCUAAAGAACCAAUAAGAUACUUAACUCAUGAAGAAGGUAAUAUUGCUGUUUGUGAUGGUAAUAGAGGAAGCACUUUACAAGGUCAUCCUAAAGUUUUCAUCAAUUUGGAUCAACCAAAAGCAGCUACCUGUGGUUACUGCGGUUUAAGAUAUGCUAAAGAAGAAUUCAAAGAAGCCAUUGAAGCUGGUGAAGCUUAA